UGUAUAAGCUUGCAGAAUACAACGAAGUCAGAGAGAGAGAUGUUUCUUUGGUGAUGGAGGGCUUGAAGGAGUGGUCAAAGGAAUAUGAAGCAGAAGCUAAGUAUCUAGAGCGCCUUCUCUCAGAAGAGCUGGGUGUUUCCACACAAAAGCUGUCCAGGAAAGGUGCCAUGUAUCUGGAUGCCCUGGUAAGCAGUGCAAUGACACUUGAAACGAAGGACACUUCUCUUGCCAGCUUCAUCGGUGCCAUCAAUGAAAGGACAUCCGAACUCUAUACAAUAGAAUUGGAAAACAGAAAAAUGGAACUGGAAUUGAAAAAUCUCAUGGAAAAAAUGCCUACAGCACUGAAGCUGCAAACUCAGUUAGAAAAGGAUCUUGAAAGUACACAGGAACUUAUCAACGUAAAAAAAGCCCAAGCUGAUCGCAGAUCCCAGGACAUGCAGUUCCUGCAACUUAAAAAACAAGAGUUAAAGGGAAGGAUCGAAGCUGCUGAGAUGGAGCUUGCUGCCACAGGAUUUGACAUGUCACUGUCACACAAGUCACUGGUGAGCCUGGCUCAGAAACUGGAUAGACUGCAGAAAGAUCUUGUGCCACUGAAGAAAAAAGUGGAAAGCUACCGAGAUUUACCUGCUAAUAUUCCACUUGCAAAAGUGAAGGUUGAAGAAUUAAAACAAGAACUGAAUUACUUGAAGGAAAAGUUCUCCAAGGAGCUUGAAGAGUUGACCUGUGACAUACAAAUACCCAGCAAAUUCUAGUGAAGUGGCCUGCAUGGAAGAAGAUUUCCCUUCUAUUUUCUAUUUGCACUAGUAAAAGAUUUUUGAAUUAUUGUUGUACUUCUGCAGCUUUCUGUCUUACUUUUCUUGCUGUUCGAUGGCACACUUGCAACCUUCCAGUAAGCAUGCUCGUUUUUAGGAAUUCAUGUACCUUUGUACACAAUAACAAUACCUAUUUCUCAUAAAACAAUAAACAAUACCUAUUGUAAACAAUAUAUAUUUCUCAUAAAAUAACACCCUGAACUUAC
Molecule: messenger RNA, 1018 nt
Organism: Pezoporus flaviventris
Lineage: Eukaryota; Metazoa; Chordata; Aves; Psittaciformes; Psittacidae
Gene: HAUS1
Product: HAUS augmin like complex subunit 1
Exons: 8
Coding region: 54-752 (232 amino acids)
Biological process (GO): spindle assembly; centrosome cycle
Cellular component (GO): cytosol; HAUS complex
Source: RefSeq, a predicted model, not a curated record